AUGGCAGGAGCGGCAGCGCGUGCUUUCCUGCUCCUCCUGUGCCUCUCGGUCGGUUCCCUGUGCGGCGCGCUCGCGUUCACCGAGGAGCCCGGGGACAGGGCGCCCAAAUCGGACGGAUAUUGCGGCUGGAUCAUACGGGCGCACGGCGCGAGGAAGGAGCUGUACACCGAGUUUCGGCUCCGCGUUGAAGGAGAACCGGAGAGCUAUCAGCCCGGCAGCACUUACAGAGUGACUCUGUACACCACCAACCCUGCUUACUUCAGAGGCUUCACGCUCAUCGCUUUAAAGGAAGGACGGAACGGGGAGAAAGAGGAGGAUUAUGCUGGGAAUUUUCAGAUCAUUGAUGAAGAGGACACACAGUUUAUGACUAAUUGCCCCCCUGCUGUGACCGAGAGCACCCCUCGAAGAAGGACCAAAAUACAAGUCUUUUGGACAGCGCCCCCGUCAGGCAGUGGCUGCAUACUGCUCAAGGCGAGCAUCAUUCAGAGGAAGAUCAUCUCUUUCCAGGAUGAAGGUUCUCUCACGAAGCGACUGUGUGAGAAAGAGCCGCUAUAUGGCGAGGUCACUGAAAAACCUCUGCUGGAUUGCUGUGCCUGUGGAACGGCCAAGUACAGAGUCACCUUCUAUGGGAACUGGUCCGAAAAACUGCACCCCAAAGACUACCCCAGACGGGCCAAUCACUGGUCAGCCAUCAUUGGCGCGUCACACUCCAAGAACUAUGUGCUGUGGGAAUAUGGAGGUUACGCAAGUGACGGAGUCAAGCAGGUAGCGGAGCUUGGCUCGCCCAUCAAGAUGGAGGAAGAGAUUCGACAGAAGGGCGAUGACGUGCUGACGGUCAUUAAGAUGAAGGCGCAGUGGCCCGCGUGGCAGCCCCUCAACGUGCGAGCCGCUCCCUCAGCAGAGUUCUCUGUGGACCGAACUCGUCACCUCAUGUCCUUCCUGACCAUGCUUGGCCCGAGUCCAGACUGGAACGUGGGUCUCUCGGCUGAAGAUCUCUGUACGAAGGAGUGCGGAUGGGUGCAGAAGCUCGUCCAGGACCUGAUCCCAUGGGACGCCGGGACCGACAGCGGGGUCACCUACGAGUCUCCUAACAAGCCGACGCUUCCUCAGGAGAAGAUUCGUCCUCUUACGAGUUUGGAUCAUCCCCAGAGCCCGUUUUACGACCCAGAGGGCGGAGCUAUAACUCCGGUGUCCAGGCUGGUGGUGGAGAGAAUCGCCCGCAAGGGUGAGCAGUGCAACAUCGUGCCUGAUAACGUCGACGACAUCGUAGCAGACAUCGCUCAGGAGGAGAAAGAGGAAGACGACACUCCGGAGACGUGCAUUUACUCCAACUGGUCUCCGUGGUCGGCCUGCAGCUCCUCCACCUGUGAGAAGGGAAAGCGGAUGAGGCAGAGGAUGCUAAAGGCUCAGCUGGACCUGAGUGUCCCCUGUCCACACACACAGGACUUCGAGCCGUGUAUGGGGCCUGGCUGCAGUGACGAGGAUGCGUCGACGUGCAUGAUGUCCGAGUGGAUCACCUGGUCUCCGUGCAGCGUGUCGUGCGGAGCGGGCGUCCGGUCCAGGGAGCGCUACGUAAAGCAGUUUCCUGAAGAUGGUUUCGCCUGCACCCUCCCCACCGAGGAGACCGAACCGUGCACCGUCAACCAGGACUGCUCUCCUAGCAGUUGUCUUGUGACUGAAUGGGGUGAAUGGGACACCUGCAGCGCCACCUGUGGGCUGGGAAUGAAGCGCCGAGAGCGUAUGGUCAAAAUGCCUCCUUCUGACGGAUCGAUCUGCGAGGCUGAGGUGGUCGAGGUGGAGAAGUGCAUGAUGCCCGAGUGUCAUACCAUCCCGUGCCUGUUGUCUCCGUGGUCUGAUUGGAGUGACUGCAGUGUGACAUGUGGUAAAGGAACACGCACUCGGCAGCGCAUCCUCAAAUCGCCGGUGGAGCUGGGAGAGUGCAGCGAAGAGCUGGAACAAGUGGAGAAAUGCAUGCUGCCAGAGUGCCCUUCAGACUGUGUGAUGUCCGAGUGGUCCGAGUGGUCCGAGUGUAAUAAGUCAUGUGGGAAGGGUCACAUGAUCCGGACACGGGUGAUAAAGCUGGAGCCUCAGUUCGGGGGUGAGGCCUGCCCCGAUAUUGUCCAGAGGAAGAAGUGCAAGAUCAGGAAGUGUAAUCAAGGCAGCACCAAUAGCGAUGAGAGAAAGAAACGCAAAGAGGAAAGAAAGAAGAGGAAGAACAGCCAGGGCAGGGAGGAAUGGGUUGACGAGCUCGCAGGAUGCAAGAUGAAGCCGUGGUCCGACUGGAGUGACUGUACCAAGUUGUGCGGCGGGGGGAUCCAAGAGAGGCUAAUGACAGCCAAGAAGAGAUUCAAGAUCACACAGUUAACCAGCUGCAAGGACAGGAAGGAGAUCCGUGCCUGUAACGUCCAUCCCUGCUAAGUGUUGCUGGGGAUUGUGGGAAGGGACUCGAUGUGAUGAGGAUUGGUGGUCAGUGGUGAUCAGUGGUCUCUUUCAACCUGUUUAGGGUUGGCAGCAGUUUUUUUACUUUUUUCUUGUUUUUUUUUUGUUUUUUACUAGAAUGUAGUAUGGUGGUAAUUUGUCAUAUAAAAGAAAUGCAAAGCAAUGUUUAGAGUUGAUGUUAAAGUUCUGUUUGAUUUCUAAUUUCUAGUACGUUUCUAUCUGAAAGUGGCUUAUUAAAGUUCCGUUUUAAGUCGUAAGAUUUAGUCAUUAAAUUUACAUUGACGAUGCAUAUGACGGUACAUAAAAAAGGUCUUUUAUUUUUAUUUUCUCAGUCAGCAAAAAA
Ictalurus furcatus (blue catfish) is the source of this 2782-nucleotide messenger RNA. It is a transcript of the gene spon1a, whose product is annotated as spondin 1a. Lineage: Eukaryota; Metazoa; Chordata; Actinopteri; Siluriformes; Ictaluridae. The transcript is spliced from 16 exons. Bases 1 to 2418 code for a protein of 805 amino acids. The record is from RefSeq and is a predicted model, not a curated record. Gene Ontology annotation, biological process: cell adhesion. Gene Ontology annotation, cellular component: extracellular matrix.